Molecule: messenger RNA, 1159 nt
Organism: Cucurbita maxima (winter squash)
Lineage: Eukaryota; Viridiplantae; Streptophyta; Magnoliopsida; Cucurbitales; Cucurbitaceae
Product: protein ABHD11
Exons: 5
Coding region: 62-1054 (330 amino acids)
Source: RefSeq, a predicted model, not a curated record
CCUUUUUACCCAUUCCAAAAAUUAAUAUCGAGAGAAAAAUUUAUUUUUCUUCCGGUCGAAAAUGGUCGGAAUUUUCAGAAACAAAUCCGGCGGCUGCUUCCUCUCUCGGAUCCUCAACUCGCCGGGUUUCUCCUUCCAUGUUAGCUCGUGGAGAUCUCUGCAAAACCUCGCCUACGAAGAGGUUCGUGCUUCCUCGGAUAAACCUUAUGAUUCCACCGCUUUCAUUCUUCACGGUCUCUUGGGAUCGGGAAGAAACUGGAGGUCUUUCUCCCGCAAUCUCCUCUCGAGGCUUUCCAAUUCCUCUUCAACCGAAUGGAGAUUGGUGCUUGUGGAUUUAAGGAACCAUGGGAGAUCGGCUGAAUCGGAAGGUUUUGAUCCUCCUCAUGAUAUGGUUAAUGCUGCCAAGGAUUUGGCGAAAUUAGUCGAGUCUCAAGGCUGGGCGUGGCCGGAUGUUGUUAUGGGUCAUUCCAUGGGUGGGAAGGUCGCGCUUCAGUUCGCGCAGAGCUGUAAUCGUGGUGAUUAUGGAGAUUCAGCUUCUCUGCCCAAGCAGCUAUGGGUGCUUGAUUCCAUCCCUGGAAAUGUGGACCCUGAAAACAGCGAUGGCGAAGUCGAGAAAGUUUUGAAGACAUUGCAGGGUUUACCUUCGUCGGUACCGUCGAGGAAGUGGCUUGUUAAUCAUAUGAUUGAACUGGGUUUCUCAAGAUCAUUAUCAGAAUGGAUAGGCAGUAAUCUGAAGAAAUCUGGGGAUCAUGAGACAUGGAGUUUCAAUCUUGAAGGAGCUGUGCAGAUGUUCAAUUCUUUCAGGGAGACAUCAUAUUGGUCUCUCUUGGAGCAUCCACCAAAAGACAUGGAGAUCGCUAUUGUUCGGGCCGAGAAUAGUGAUCGAUGGAGUCCUGAAGUUGUUCGGCAACUUGGACGUCUCUCCAGCAAGGGAUUAGAGGAAUCUAAAGGACAAGUUUCUGUUCAUGUUCUUCCCAAUUCUGGCCACUGGGUUCAUGUGGAUAAUCCAAAGGGACUCCUUGACAUUGUUGCUCCAAAAUUUUCAUCCCUUUGAAACUACUCCGUUUAAGAGUCAUUAGUUCUUCAUUGUCAAAUAAACUAAACAUUUAUUUAGAUCAUAAAUUCUACCCCAUAAAUUAUCAUCAAAUUCUGAUGAGCA